GCAAAAUCUGCAGUGUUGAUUUGUGUUGAAUUUUCCAGUGUUAAAUAUUUCGAGUUGAUAAGUGUUGAUCUUAGUGUUGUUUUGAGCACAUCCAGUGUUAAAACAGAAUUUGGGGCGGAGCUUUGUGCUGCAACGGCUGACGGAGUUAUUUCAAAGUCUGUUGGCGGUUUUUUCUCGGAGAGCGGAGGAGGAAAGUCGUCUGCGACAUUCAUUUCAAAAGGUUUCUGUUAACUGCCACUAUGCUGCUAAAGGUCAAAUAUGAAAGUACCAAAAAAUACAUCCGAUUACAGUCAGGAUUUACCUAUGCAGAUGUCAUCUGUGAAGUAAAAAACAAGUUUGGACUUCCAGAUGGAACUGAGCUUCACAUUUUUGACGACUUUGACACAGCAGUGGAGGAAGAUGUUCUUCUUGAACUUAUAGAAAGCAAACCUGACCUGUGUCUGACUGUUUGUGACAGCAUAUCAGACAAACAUUCAUGUCCAUCCACCCUCCCUGAAGAACAGUCAGUCACUUUAAGUGUGACUGAUUUCUUUAGAGAGCUAGGAAUUCCCACUGUCAGAGAUGGAACAAGCUGCGAGGUCUUAAGUAAAUCAACCACUGAGAUUUCUGAGUCAGAUGCUGCAAAAGAGAUGGUUGAAAAUGCCUUGCAUGCGAAGCCAGGAGGUGAGGAUGUUCUAGAUGAGUACAAGUCAGAAAAUUCACUAAAGCAUGGGACCCGAAGGAAGCUUGUCAACAUAUUGGUUAGCCAUAUGACUGAGUUACAUGGGAGGAUUCCAUCUCACAAACAGAAAGAGAAGUAUGCCCUUGGAAUCAUAACACUUUUUCCUUCACUGCGGGACCCCUUUUCUCCAAAGGGCUAUGAACACUUUUAUGAUGCACAAAAGGGCACUGGAUAUUUAGCAUGGCGCCUCAAGACCAUAUCCAGAAAGAAGUAUCAGAGGCCGGUCAAAGUAGCUAAAGAUCUUGAAGCCCAUGGACCAAACCGCAAAAGAUCAGCAGAUGGAGUGCCUCAGCAACUUACUGGAGAUGCCUGCAAAGAGGCAAUAUCAUUUCUUCUCCAUUGUAAUGACGACACAAGUGUUAUGGAAAAGAUGAAGAAGACCUUUAAACACCGCCAGGAACUGAUCCAUGAUCCACAAAGAACAGAAGAAGUCUUCAAAGUCUUUCCACGUUUUUUAGAUGUCAAAGGACUUCUUAACCAAGACUUUGUGCUGGUGUUUGGAGCUGAAACUGCCUCGAGGAUGCUUGAAAAGUGGGACACGACAUUUAAGCAAAAGAUCAUUGAGGAGGCCAAACACCUGACACGGACAAAUGAAUUGUUUCAACUUUUGAAAGCUGCUGAAAACUUAACAGAGAAUGAUGAGACCAACUGGGACAGUGAUAUGGCUUCACUGCUGCUCCUUCUUCAUCUGUUGCCACCCACAGCAGGACGAAAGAGGAUUAAAAUAAGCCCCACUGAUGCUGUACCUAAAAUGGUGCACUUUCAUAAGUCAUGUUGCAGCAUUGGUGAACACCUGCAAAAACGUGAAGGCAAGCAACCCUACAUCCUUGCCAUUGGCCAAACCCAGAACAAAAUUGAGACCUUCUACAUCAUUGUGGACAAACAGCUCAUUCCCUGCCAAGCCACUAGUUCACUGGGCGCGUUUGAUGAACUCUUUAAAUCCCACUAUGUUUUCAACUUGUCCUAUGAGGAAUCCCUGGUCCAGCUCUACACUUUUGUUCAAACAACCAUCUUUAACAUCGAUGUCACAACAACAGACGAGUCUCCGAGAGUUCGUGAGUUGCGUGCUAAACUGCUCAACUAGCUUAAAAUAUGUUUAAGUGUUUCAUUUGUCAGGCUGUUCAUGUGACCUGUAAGUCUUUGACAAUCCAUUUAAGACUUGACCAUAGUUUUUAUCCAAGCACCAGGUUUAAGUUGCUUUGUGCACAAGGUUGUUGUAGGCGUCAGUUUUCAACUUAUUCUGGUUUCAAAAAGCAUUUGGAAACUGUUCACAGGGACAAGUUACAGAGUGGUAAUUCAGCAAACUUAGAACCAUUUGAGGCCCCUUCUUUCAAUGACACAACAGAAGUAAAUUCGGCAGAUGAAACUCUGAGGUCAGAGGCUGGAUGUUCUGAGAAUAGUGGAUCAAGUCCUCAAAAGGAGAAUGUUAAAAGUAUCUGCACUUCAAUUAUAGCUAAACUCCAAGGAAGUGGAAUGGCAAACAGUGUUGUUUCAACUAUAAUUAGUGAUAUGCAAGAACUUACAACUGAAAUGCAGUCUCAAAUCAAAGUUGAAGUUUUGUCUGCUUUGCCUCCAGACAACCCAAUAAGACCUUCACUAGAAAAAACCUUUGACAAAUUUGAAAAUCCCUUUUUGAGCUUUAACACAGAAACAAAAAGAGUAAAAUACUUCAAGAACAAAUGGGGGAUAGUUGAGCCUGUAGAAAUAAUGUUAGGUGUUCGAUUUGACAAUCGUAAAAAUAAACAAACAGGCACUUACGAUCAAGUUCCAGUUAAAGAUACAUUUGUUUACAUUCCGAUUUUAGAAACAAUUAAAUUUAUAUGCCGAAAUUCUGAAAUAUGUAAACUUCUCAAACAUCAUCACUUCUCAAAAACUAAUGUACUUGAAGACUUUUGCGAUGGAAGUUAUUUUAAAGCACACCCACUUUUCUCAGAAAAGCCAAAUUCUCUACAAAUUCUGUUGUAUUAUGAUGAUUUCGAAACAGCUAACCCACUUGGUUCAAAACGCACUGUUCAUAAAGUUGGUGCCCUCUAUUUUGUCCUUAGAAAUUUGCCAGCCAAGUUUAAUUCUGCUCUCAUGAACAUUCAUUUGGUUGCACUGUUUCACACAGAUGAUGUUAAGAAAUAUGGCUUUGAUCCUAUUCUGCAGCCUCUGAUUAAUGAUAUCAAAAUAUUGGAACACGAAGGCCUUUACCUUCCAUUCUCCACAGAAAAAGUCCAUGGAACCAUCUGUCAGAUAACUGGGGACAACCUAGGAAUGCACACAAUUCUGGGUUUUACAGAGUCUUUUAAUGGGCAUUAUUUUUGUCGUUUGUGCUUGAUUGAAAAAGAUGAUGCCCAGAGAAUUUACAAUGAGGACGAUUUCCAGGUAACUCUGCGUGAAAGAAAUGUUUUUGAAAUGCAUUGCAAACAAUUACAGUCGGAGCCACAAAAGUCAUCUGUUUUUGGCUUAAAGCAAAAUUCACCACUGAAUAGUCUGCUUUACUUUCAUGUUUCAAACAAUUUCUCAUUUGACAUAAUGCAUGACAUUCUUGAAGGGGUGGCUCAAUAUGAGAUAAAGUUAUUGUUGGAAUAUCUGUCAGAAAAUUUUUUGUCAAAAUUUGAGCUACUGUCCAGAAUUUAUGCUUUUGACUACGGGUACCUGGAACGCAAAAAUCGCCCUACCAGGCUUACUUUGGACAGUUGUGGCAACAGUGUUGGACUGAAUGCCAUUCAGACCCUGUGUCUUGUUAGAAACAUUCCCUUGGUCUUUGGGGAUAUUGUGCCGGAAGGAAACCAAAACUGGACAUUGCUGCUUCUGUUACUCCAGAUAAUUAACAUAGUGUUUUCAACUUCUGUUUCAUUCGGUAUGACUGUGCUUUUGAAAUAUUUAAUAAUUGAACAUCACAGCCUGUUUAAAGUGUUGUAUCCAGGUAGAAAUCUUAUUCCCAAACACCAUUUCAUGAUACAUUACCCAGCUUGCAUAAGAAAAAUUGGACCUUUGAUACAUAUGUGGAGCAUGAGAUUUGAAGCAAAACACAAGAUUUUCAAAAACACUCUUAAAAACUUUAAGAACAUUACUAAAUCCCUUGCAAAAAAACACCAGAUGUCACUUGGGUAUCAUUGGGAGACAUCACAAUUAGACAGCAUUGAGUAUGGGCCUUUGAAGUCAUUUAAUCUAAAAAAUGAGCCCAAUGUUGACAUGUUUUUAAGAGCUCUGAAUUUUUCACCAGAAAAAAUCUUUUCAGCUAAUUGGAUUAAAAUAUGUGGUACAGAGUACAGGCAAGGACUAAUAAUCUGCAGUGAUAUUGUUGAUGAAAUUCCAAUGUUUGGUAGGAUACAAAAGAUCCUUUUAUUAAACACAGAGAUCUACUUCCUUGUAGACAAGCUUGUGGUGGAACAUUUCAAUGAGCAUUUUCAUGCGUACAAAGUGUUCAUAAGUAAUGAAAAUGAUUUCAUUAAAGCAGACUGUCUUGCCAUUCACAGGCCGUUUGACUUACAAAGUGCCUACAGUGAAGACGACAGCAUUUAUAUUGUACCUCUGUGUUUGUUGUAAUGAUGGUCAAAUUUACCUUGUGCGCAAAAUGUUAUGGUGCUUGGAUGAUUUGUUACUCUUAAUAAAGAGUUCAAAGCUUUCUCAAAUGUCAUAAUAUUUC
This is a messenger RNA of Oryzias latipes (Japanese medaka), 4355 nucleotides long. Lineage: Eukaryota; Metazoa; Chordata; Actinopteri; Beloniformes; Adrianichthyidae. The record is from RefSeq and is a predicted model, not a curated record.